Molecule: messenger RNA, 1059 nt
Organism: Striga hermonthica
Lineage: Eukaryota; Viridiplantae; Streptophyta; Magnoliopsida; Lamiales; Orobanchaceae
Source: the annotation of a GenBank genome assembly
AUGGGAUCUCAAGACUCUUUCCGCAUCGACCGAUGUUACACCGACAUGGUGGACAACCCGGACUGCGAUGAUUACUCUUGGGGUACUGAUGUCUUUGAGUUUACCCUUCAUUACCUGAAGAAAUCAAUUCACACGAGGGAGCAGAUGCACAUAUUCCAGAAGGCCGAGAGAGGUGGCUACCUUUAUCGUUGUUAUGGCCUUAUAUUGGCCCUUCAGACUUGGUUUUAUGAGGUCUGCGAUACUACUGAGGGUGUAGUUUCCACAUACGUUGGUGUACAUGAUAUCCCGAGGAUUAUAAAAUGGGAAGUUCGGGAUACUUACACUCGUAUUUUUAUGGAGAUGACUUUUUCAAACCUUCACCAUUCGAAGUUCAAUAACAUAGUUCCAACCGAGGUCGAGAAACAGACUCUUUUACUUGACUCAUUCUUCCAAAAAAAAAAAAAUGAGUUCACUCCAAAUGACAUUCCAUCAAGUGGCACACCACAACAUCCCAAUGAGUCGGAUGUUAUAACCCGUCUCAGCACAAUUACCUCUGAACUCGAGAGCUUGAAGCAAGCCUUCUUCGACUUCUCGAGACGUGUUUUUGCGGAGUUUGAUUUUUUCAAGGAAAAAUUGCUUGUGGGCGUCAAAUCUCCUGGAAGGAUCUUAAGAAUCGAAUCAGAAGCACUCCAAAAGAGUGCAAAAGACAACGUUGGUGUCAAAUCUCCUGGAAGGGUCUUAAGAACCAAAUCAGAGGCACUCCAAAAGAGUGCAACAGAUAAACCUGGGCAUAUCGAGAUAAAUGUAGUUGGAGCGGGAGUCAAUCUAGGACCUGUCGGGAAGCAUGGAGUUGGAGACAGAGUGAUUCCAGAAAAUGUGGAUAAGAAUGCAUCUGAGAAGGUUGUGAAUCCAGGACAUGUGGAGAAGAAUGUACCUGGAAAGAACUCUUGCCCAUUCGCUGUUGAUUUUGACAUAACUGUUUCUGGAAAAGUGUACACAAAAAACUACAAUGAUUGGAUUGCUGAGGGCUUGCUCAAAUGUUCUCCUCGUAAAGUCGCUAACGGGUAUGUGAAACAGUAG